Salvelinus namaycush (lake trout) is the source of this 717-nucleotide messenger RNA. RefSeq names its product homeobox protein MSX-2-like. The transcript has 2 exons. Gene Ontology annotation, biological process: embryonic morphogenesis; regulation of transcription by RNA polymerase II. Bases 4 to 717 code for a protein of 237 amino acids. The record is from RefSeq and is a predicted model, not a curated record. Lineage: Eukaryota; Metazoa; Chordata; Actinopteri; Salmoniformes; Salmonidae. Gene Ontology annotation, cellular component: nucleus. Gene Ontology annotation, molecular function: DNA-binding transcription factor activity, RNA polymerase II-specific; RNA polymerase II transcription regulatory region sequence-specific DNA binding.
ACGAUGGAUGACCGCAAAACUCAAGUGACAAGACACCAUCAUCCCUUCAGUGUGGAGGCUAUAAUGUCGGGUAGAAAGAUUCACAGUGAGUUUACAAGCAAACCCGACAAUGUCUCUGUGGUUACAUUUUCAAAGACGCAGAACUCUCCGUACCUGUGCAGAGAGAGCUACAGCCCUCCCGCGGGAAUCCGAAAGCACUUUAUCCCACGGUCGCCUGUAAAGUCAGAGUCCUCCGAGCCGGAUGAUUGUGCUCCCUGGGCUAUGAGCCCAAGAUUCUCUGCACAAACUCGCCAGGUAAGUCCUACCUGUCCGCUGCGGAAGCACAAGACCAACAGAAAGCCUCGUACUCCCUUCACCACCUCCCAGCUGCUGUCUCUGGAGCGUAAGUUCCGUCAGAAGCAGUACCUGUCUAUUGCUGAGCGGGCCGAGUUCUCCAGCUUUCUGACCCUGACUGAGACCCAGGUCAAGAUUUGGUUCCAGAACCGCCGGGCUAAGGCCAAGAGACUACAGGAGGCCGAGCUGGAGAAGCUUAAAAUGGCUGCCAAACCCGCGCUGCACCCGGGCUUUACGUUACCCAUGCCCUUGGGAGCACAGCUCCACACAGCCGUCUCCCUCUACGGACAGUCCUACCCCUACCACCGUCCCAUGCUGCCCCUCUCACCUAUGGGGUUGUACGCUACACCUCUGGGAUACAGCAUGUAUCAUCUAUCAGGAUGA